Molecule: messenger RNA, 1473 nt
Organism: Ostreococcus tauri
Lineage: Eukaryota; Viridiplantae; Chlorophyta; Mamiellophyceae; Mamiellales; Bathycoccaceae
Product: Aminoacyl-tRNA synthetase, class II
Exons: 1
Coding region: 1-1473 (490 amino acids)
Biological process (GO): phenylalanyl-tRNA aminoacylation
Cellular component (GO): cytoplasm; cytosol; phenylalanine-tRNA ligase complex
Molecular function (GO): tRNA binding; phenylalanine-tRNA ligase activity; ATP binding
Source: RefSeq, a predicted model, not a curated record
AUGGACGACGUCGAGCGCGACGUGCUCGCCGCGAUCGCGGCGUCCGGGACGGUGAACACGGGGACGAUCGCGGCGCGAUUGGGCGUCGAUCGCGAGGUCACGGUCGGGGUCAUGAAGCGGCUGCUCGCCGCGGACAUGAUCGCGUCGACGCCGAUCGAUCGAUCGAUGCUGACGCUCACGGAUGAGGGCGCGCGCGCGAUUGAGAUUGGAUCGCCGGAAGCGCGCGCGCACGCGGCGGUGCCGUCGGAGGGGAUGGAGUUGGCGACGUUUAAGUCGACGAGCGAGAGGGACGUCGCGGACGUCGGAUUCAAGCAGGCGAUGCAGUGUAAGUGGUUGACGAUGGUGAAGGGUGAGAGACCGAGGAUCGAACGCGCGGUGGAGACGAUUGUGGAUGAGACCAGGGAGACGCUUCGAAAGGUGCAGAGGGGUGAGAUGAUUGAGCAGAAGACGACGGAGGCGCUGAAGAAGCGAAAGCUCAUCAAGGAGGAAAAGUGGAAGGAGUACGAGCUCACCAAGGGGGCGGAGUUCGCGCUCGAGCGGAAGGUUUUGCCGGCGGAUUUGACGAAAGAGAUGAUGAACGAGGGGUCGUGGAAGGGACAGGAGUUCAAGGCGUAUAACUUGGUCCCGGGCGCCGGGGCGCAGCCGGCGAGCGGACACGUGCACCCGUUGCUCAAGGUGAGACAAGCCUUCAGAGAGAUCUUCUUCUCCCUCGGGUUCUCGGAGAUGCCGACGAAUAACUUCGUCGAGAGCGGAUUCUGGAACUUUGAUACGCUGAUUCAGCCGCAGCAGCACCCGGCGAGAGACGCUCACGACACGUUCUUCAUGAAGACGCCGGCGAAGAUGAACUUUGCGCCAGAGGACUAUGUCGAUCGCGUGCGAACGAUGCACGAGAUCGGCGGGGGCGGUUCCAUCGGUCAUCAGUACGCGUGGAAGCGCGCGGAGGCAGAUAAGAACAUCCUGCGCACGCACACCACCGCCGUGAGCGCGCGGAUGUUGUACGAUAUCGCGCAGACGGGAUUUAAGCCUGCGCGCUUGUUCUCCAUUGAUCGCGUGUUCCGCAACGAGGCUGUCGAUCGUACGCAUUUAGCCGAGUUCCACCAGGUCGAAGGCGUCAUUUGCGACAAGAAUCUCACCCUUGGAGACCUCAUCGGUGUUUUGUACCAAUUCUUCGAACGUCUCGGGAUGACGCAGCUCCGAUUCAAGCCGGCGUUCAACCCGUAUACGGAACCGUCGAUGGAAAUUUUCGCCUUCCACCCGAUGUUGGACAAGUGGGUCGAGGUCGGUAACUCCGGGAUGUUCCGCCCGGAGAUGCUUGAGCCGAUGGGUCUGCCCGAGGACGUCAACGUCAUUGCGUGGGGUCUCUCGCUCGAGCGACCGACAAUGAUCAUGUACGGAAUCGACAACAUCCGAGAUCUGUUUGGGUCGAAGAUGAUGAUUUCGAGCGUGAAGAACAAUCCAAUCUGCACCAUCUAA